AUGCAUUUCAGGCCCGACCCAGGAGAUGGUCUGAAGCCACAGCUGUCGUCUGAACACUUUCCAGGAAGUCAGGUCCUGCCCUCAGCGCGUGAGGCCAGGCCAAGAUCCGUGCCAGCUCUGGGGACAGCAUGUGUCCCAGAGUGUCACUCCCCACUCGGCUUUAACUGGAUCCGGCUCUACAAGGACAAUGACAACCACAUCCCUGAGCUCCAGGAAGAAUAUUCCAUCAAGAAAAGCUCUCUUCUGGGUCCUGUGACCCUAGCACACGCGGGGACCUACAGAUGCCAGGUGUCCUCCAGUGGCUACGAGUGGUCGGCACACAGCGACCCCCAGGCGAUUGUGGUCACAGGGAUGCACAGGAAGCCAUCCCUUUCAGCCCUGCAGGGCCUCGUGGUGGCAUCAGGAGAUAAUGUGACCCUGGCUUGCAGCUCUGACAGCCCCUUUGAUGACUUCCAUCUCUCCAGGGAGGGGGAGGCCUCUGCAGCCAGGCUCCCUGCAGGACACAGGCUCAAUGGAACAUUCCAGGCCCUCUUCCCUCUGGGCCCUGUGAGCCCAGCCCAUGGAAGGGCCUACAGGUGCCAUGGUUCACUCAGGAAAACUCCCUACACAUGGUCAGAGCCCAGUGACCCGCUGCUCUUGUCUGUCACAGGGCUGCACAGGAAGCUAUCCCUCUCAGCUCUGCAGGGCCCUGUAGUAGUGACAUCAGGACAGUGUGAUUCUGGCUCUCAGCUCUGA
Erinaceus europaeus (western European hedgehog) is the source of this 735-nucleotide messenger RNA. Its product is annotated as killer cell immunoglobulin-like receptor 2DL5A. The transcript has 4 exons. The coding region runs from base 1 to 735 and encodes 244 amino acids. NCBI's taxonomy places the organism in Eukaryota, Metazoa, Chordata, Mammalia, Eulipotyphla, Erinaceidae. The record is from RefSeq and is a predicted model, not a curated record.